Molecule: messenger RNA, 6995 nt
Organism: Thrips palmi
Lineage: Eukaryota; Metazoa; Arthropoda; Insecta; Thysanoptera; Thripidae
Exons: 32
Coding region: 219-6536 (2105 amino acids)
Biological process (GO): intraciliary transport involved in cilium assembly; cilium assembly; microtubule anchoring at centrosome
Cellular component (GO): centrosome; centriolar satellite; centriole
Source: RefSeq, a predicted model, not a curated record
UGAUGGUUAACUGUCUACUUAACCUCUAGUAGUACAUUUAAGGCUUCAACCUUUACACUCUUAAGGCUCAGCACAGAUAGUUAGUCUCCCAAUUUUCAUGUAAAUAUCUGUUAAAAUGUCUCUAUCCAGGUGUAUUUUUACAUGAUAAUAGGUUUAGGUUAAGUGCAUCUUAGAAGAGGUUCUUCUGAUAAAAAUGUUUAUUUCCUUUAACAGAUUACAUGAAUUCAUCGCCUGGACAGAACUGUCCCAGCUCUGCUUCCAGUAGAAAUUCUUCUGGAUCUGUACAUCUCGCUGCCGUUGGUGGUGCUGUUCCUAAAGUAAAACUUCGUAAAAAGAUGACAAGCCACUCCAACAAUCCUUUACCUCACUCACAACCUUCCCACCAAGUAAAUCCUCCAAUAACGUCUCAACAACAACUGCCUCGAGCACAUCAACAUGCCACCACAAAUGGAUAUGCUCUCAAUGGAAGCAGUAUGCCUUUGAAUAGUAAUGGAUUGUCAAUCAAUGAAUUUCAAUCAUUAAUGUACAGAAAUAUGCCCAAAAAUCAGCUGCUGUUCGAUUGGCAAAGUGGAGAGGUUCCUUCAACUACCCAUAGAAGCUGUAGGAAUAGGCCUGCAUCCUCUGAGCUUUAUGAUUCAGCAUCCGAUGAAAGUGUAUCUCAGGAUAACCGUCAAAUUCCGCAAGUGAGCCACCCAUACAGAGGUAUCUUCUCUGAGGCAGCCCUUCAGUUACAUCGAUUGAGAAUGAAUGGGCAGGAUACUGGUUCUGGUGCAAGCCCAUCUGCAACACCAUCUGAGGCUUCCUCUCAUAGUGUAGCUCUUAAUCAUGGAGUAUCUUCUGAACAACAAAACCGAAAUGGAGAGACUAAUCGACGUCCUAUGAGUGAUACUAAAAAAAUGAAUAUUCCAUCAUCGCCCGAUCGCAUUCAGGUGGAACAUCGCCUGAGUCAAAUUCAAGAUUACAUCAAACAAACAUCAUCGCUGAUUGAGUCAUACAGACUCUCAGAUGCAGGGGCCACAGAUGACUCAAGAGUAGAAUUUCUUGUGGAAGUUCUUAAGGAUCUUCAUGACAGUGAAGCAAAACUUAAAUCCUUGCUCUCUGCCUUAGAACAGAUCACCAUUGAAGAUAAUUUGAAGACAAAUAUGGAAUCCCCGGCCAUUGAAGGUGCCAGCCGUCUGUCGCAGUCUCAAGACACUCAUCUCAAUGGGAAUGACCAUGUGGCCAAUGCAGUGACUACAACCCCCAAAUCAACAGACUCCAAAAAACAGAGUGAAAUUAAAAUAAAAUUUGAGGAAUCUCUAAGACAGCUUCAUGCUCUUCAAGCAGAGCAGGCAUUGCUCAUUCAGAAACGAAGUGAAGCACAAGAGCAGCUCCAGGAAGCUCAAAGAGCUCGGAAUAUAUUGAUGGCUUUGUCAUCAAAUGGAUGUCCUGUAAAUGCGCAAAGUGAAAACACUGGAUCAGAUGAGCAACUCUCUGAAUCCUUGUUGAAUAACUUCCAAGAUAUGGAAAGGCACUCAUCGCCUUUCAGGGGCAAAAGCAAGGUUGUAAGUAAGCCUGAGGCCCCUCAGAUCUCUCCCAAUAGAGAACUUCCAAACAGAAAGAGGCAGCUCACAGAGUCAGAAGUUACAACCUACUUGAAGGAGUUGAUGACUAGUGAUGAGGUGAAAGAGCAAGCCAGUAGUGAAGACAGUGCUGUUGAAGACGCUAUUGAUGAGUACGCGGAUGCUCGUGCACAAGUGCGUUUGCAGGGCCAAAUUGUUCAUGAUAAAGUUGCAGAAAUUAAUGCUCUUCGUGCACAGCUUGACCAAGCAAAGAGCUUGCUUAACCUUGCCAAUAGAAGAGAAACUAGAUCCCUCACUUCAGACACGAAUUCAGUUGAUGAGGCUGUGACAGACCAAGCCAUUAAUAUACAACGACAAAGGCUAGGGGAUAGUGAAGUUGCUGCACUGGAUGGUUCAGAUGCCAGGAGGAAUAAAACAAUUAAACAACAACUUCUCGAGCAAGAGCGAGCAAAGCUAGGAAGAUUGCGGGGCUUGCUGGCAACUGUUCAGGAGUAUCGGUCUUCUGGCCUCCCCAUACCUGAACACAUACUUAAUGAGUUUGGGAGUGAAGUGCAGCCCAACGCUUUGCAAAGUACUUCUCCAUCUCGCACAAGUGGCUCUCAGAGAGGGGCACAGGAGGAAGAUGCAGCAGCAGAAGCAGAUGCAGAGGAGGAUGAUGAACCAGAGUCGUCAAUCCAGUGGAAUCAGGAGCAAAUGUCCUUAGUUGAAAGUGCAUCAAUGGCUAGUGAGCUCUCACAAGGCCUUCAGCAACGAGCAGCUCAACUUCAAGUUGAGAGAGAUGGUCUUGCAGCCAUGCAGAGACAGCUUGAUGGUUUGUUCAGUCAGCUGCAGUCACAUCAGUCUGCAGAAAAAACAGAAUCAGCUAAUGCUAGGACACCAAGCAAUGCUGGCAGCCUGCAAGGCAGUUCUCCUUCCCAUCAAGGCCGCAGGAGUCAGAACUCUCAAGAAAGCAAGAGGGCGGAUGAGGCAGCACAGAGAAGGAUGGAAAUUUUGUCAGAUUUACAUAACAGGUGGCAACAGUUACAGGAAGAAAUAGCUUUAGAUGGAGAACUUAAUGCCAGAACUGCUCCUGUUCUAAAUGCAGCUCAAAAUGCUUUGACAAUAUUAGCUUCUCACAUCCAUCCUGUGACGGAAGCUUCUGAAGGCAAUGCUGGGCCAAUGUCAUGGGAUCAAAGAUCGUCCCAAGGAAGAGAUGAAACCUUGGCAAGAAGAGCCGGUGCUGCUCAGGUUCCUUCUCAAGACAGGCACUCUGUUGACAGAUUUCAAAUGUCCUCUGCUCCAAGCACAUUGAUGAGAAGAAAAUCACCCACAGAUGUUGCUAGAAAUCAGCGUGCUGUCUGGAGCUCAUCAAUGCUUCAAGGAGACACAAUGACUGCUGAAAAUAAUUCCUCUGAAUCCAUGAGGUACAAUGUCCUUCUUCCAGAGGAGACUCAACCUGUUGUUAGCAUGCCAUCCCCAUCUCCAAGUGUACUGCAGCAUCAAACACAAGAUGUAAGGAACCGUUUAGCAGCAUUAAGUCAGUCUUGUCAGAGCCUUUGUGUGGACAACACUGAUGUUUUCAACUCGUCGCCUGUGCUGCCCCUAAUGCCAGCCAUUCCGCCCCCUCCACCCCCUCCUCCAGGAGCUUCUAGUCAUGACCGAGAGGCUUAUUACCAACAACUUCUAGCGGCAGGACAAUUGCAACAGCAUCAGGUGUUGUUGACUGCUGUCAACCAGUGUUUUCAUAUGCUCAAAAUGCAGCAGCAUGAGCUUCUAAAUCUGAGCAAUUCUGUACACAUGCUUUCCUCUGGUGCCGGCCAUGUUGGGCCUGUUGGUGUUCUUCCUGGUGUUCACCACUCUGGUGUGCACCCAUCUGUCGAGGCUGGUGUUGGUGUGCACCAAGGUGUCCACCAGGGUGCACACCAUGCAGUCCACCCUGGCCUGCUCCAGAAUGAGGAGCAGUGGGCAAACCCAGCCCCUGCACCCUGUCCCCCGACCCUUAAUAAUCAAGUCCCUCCUGGCAAUCGCACCAACAAUUACUGGGACAACUUCCGCAGUUACUCGCGGCAGAAUCUGCUUUCGACCAGUGCAAAGAGCAAUGAAGGCUUGCCUCAUAGUCCAAGCCCUUUGGUUGAACGCUCUCACAACUCAUUACGGAGUUCAACUCCUAUGUCUGUACCGGGUUCAUCCGCAAUACCAGUUGCUUCUGGAAUGCCUCAGUUUCACUCCCUGUCGACUCAACCAUGCUUACCAGGAGUAGGUUCUGCUCUAACGCAGUCCAGUGGCCUUGACUCUGCCGGUGCUUCCCUUGGUGCAAUGGGGCCUGUACCUACAACCAUUGACUAUUCCCUCACAUCUCCUCUUGUUCAGAAUAUAUCACGGAAAGACAAACGCAACAUUGAUCAUAUUGAUGGAGGAUUAGGGUCACCAAGGCGACGUCCUUCAAAUGAGAUUGAUCACCGUUCAGCCUCGAGAGCUUUGGAAGAUGCUGCUUUACCUCUUAACUCCCAGUUGCUAUCCCCAACAUCACAGGAGUUUGAAGUCCCUUCCAUGCCAAUUUUACGAAAUAGUGUUGCUAGCCUUCAGUCUCGCCUGAAUCAAGUAAACUUGAACGCGGCGUCUUCAUUUGCCAACUUGCAGGAAUUUAUAGAAGCACAAAACACAAGACAACAAUUGAAUAAUGAGGGGGUUCCUUUCAGCGAAAUUUCCUCCUCAGUUUCAAACCAGCAGUUUAAUGAGACAGGAGCAUUUUGCUCUCUUGAUCAUGCAAGAGAGAACUCUCACUCUCGCCGCCUUAACAUGGAUUAUCAUAAUGGAACCACAGAAAAUGAACCACCAAGUUCAACUGUACUUAAAAGAAAUACAGGAGCAAUCAAGCGCACUUAUACCACAUUGCAAGGGGUUGCUAGUAAUGCUCCAGCAUUCUCAACAAACUAUCAAAGGAAUAUUCACUCAGCAACUACUCAUCCAUCAUCUGGCGCUCUGUCCAACAAUGCGGAAACAUCCAAACUUUCCUCUGUGUUUCCAAUGUCUAACAGUGAUUCAGAGGCAAUUUAUAAAUCAUCCAAGCAGCAGUCAGGUCAAGACACAGGAAGAACAUACAAUUGUAUUGGAAGAAGACCUGGUUUUCAGGAGGACCUCCAAGUUCCCUGCUCAACCACUUCUUCUAUGACCCGAACAAGGAUAAGAGGCAUAAAUGAAACUGAGGAUAACUCAAUCUUUCGUCAUGGAGAAGAAACUGAAUGUGAUGAUUCAAGUGCUUUACGAAGUGUAGGGUUCAACAACUGCCAAAGUUCUGCCAGUAGCCACAGCUCAUCUAGCCAGAAUAUGUCAAAUGUUGAGAUUCAUGGCUUUGGACCAGGAAAAAACCAACUGAAAGAGAGUUGUUUCCAAAUUCGAAAGUGUCCUAAAUACCAGACAAAGACAGGUGCACGUAGUCCUCUUUCGGACUCAACAGCAGUUGCUGCUGCUGCAGUAGCAGCUGUUGCUCAAAACUCUCCAGUUCAAUGUAACCCUCAUCAGGCUUCUUCCAUGAAAUCUCAAUCUGGAAACUGUCAACGAACUGUCAAUAAGAAUAAUCAGGAUUAUACAGUACUUAACCAUAUCUCUGGUCAAGGUCAAUUAUUUGAGGAACUGCGGGAGUCGGUGUUUGCUGAAAUGACGUCACUCAUUUCAGCCAAUGGGAGUCGAUCACACUUUUUGGUCCAACUUCUUAAAGAUCUACAGCACAUUAGUUCCGACUCAGUUAGACAAAGUGUACUUCAAUUGAUUCAGCAAGCUGUCAGCAGAUACCAGAUUGAUUUAAGCGCUGUUAGCCAAGAUGGAUUCCCUUCACCAUUUGAGGAAGAAGUGGAAGAUGAUGAAGAUGAAGCUAAGAGAAUUGACUUGCAGAUGCAAGAAAAAGACAGGCUUCCUUAUGCGGGAGCAUGCAGCUCCUCUGAUGUUAAGGUUUCAAGCACACAAGAAGGUGAGACCUUGAUGCAACUUGUAUUGGGUCUAGAACUGGCAGCAGUUUUGUCUGGAAAUUCAGAAGAAACUUGCUCUCUGAAUUUAAUGGAGGAUGUGCGAAGUAGGAUUCUUCAGCUAAUACCCAGCCCGCCCACCCCACCAGUGUCUAAUAUGCAGGCAUCAAACUCUACACGCUCUGCCUCAUAUCUUCACUCUCAAAUCGAUAGUGUAUUGGAAAGUGUUUUCCAGAAAUUCAAAGGACGCAGAAUUGGUGAUAUAAGGAGUGAAAUUACUUCAUGUGUUAUCAAUGCUCUACCAAUAAAACUAAUGUAUAGAAGCAUGGUUGACUUUUAUAGCUGUAACAAUAUGGAAGCUGAAACUCACUCAAGGAGGGAGAGCUCUUUCCGGGAAAGUACAUUGUCAUCUCCCUCCGUCAAUUGUGUCUCACCUACCUCCCAUUAUGCUCAGCACACAUCACAGAUGAAUCACCAAGAAGGGAGGGAUGCAGGGUUGUUAGGUGAAGCAUCCAAUGGAGAUUUGGCUGAGGCUGAUCAGUCUCAUCACACCCUAAACAAUGUUGAUGGUGAUGAUGAUUCAGAAGCCGAUAGAGACUGCUCAACUGAGGGGCCACUGUCAGCACCUGCAUCAGAUUCAGCCUCGACCCUGCUCCAUGUGCACGUGUUUCAACUUGGCGGCGCAUCAGGAGCUCCAGAAAUGGAGAUAGAGGGGGUGGGGCCACAUCUAGAGGAUGGAGAGGCAUGUGCAGGAGCUGAUAGGAAUAGUUACAGGAAUAACCCUAUUGGUGCAGUGGGAGGUGUUGGACUAAGCACAGUUUCAAAAAAUGGGCUGGAGGAGGCUGCUGAGCCAUGGACGGUGGAGCAGACCCACAACAGAGGUUGUGAUCAAGAAAACGAUCCGGAUCAAGAAAGGGAACAAGGUUUAGACCGCGUUCCUACUAGACUUGCAUGCGAUAGUGACAGGGAUCAAGAAAAUGGAGAAAAACAUAGAGCACACCAUCUGCCCAUGCCUCCUAAUGAUCCUUCAUGAGCAUCAUAGGAUUCAGCGUCAGGAGUGGCUGAUUUUUUUAACUUCACAUUGACAGUUUUCCAAAUAUAGUUUUAAUUAUGACUGCCUUUAAGACAAGUGGUUACUAAUUUAUACCCACAUUUUAUUUUAUAGCUCCUCUUCUAAAACUGUUUUUAAGUUUUAAUCUUUAAGAGAUUAUCUUAACAAUUGGUGAGAGGCCAUCAAAUAAUUGUUUGUUUUAUUUUAAGGAAGUCUUUCCAUGGCUUGCACAAUUGUAAGUUCCAUUCAAUUAGUAAAGUUGUACACUCUUAAAAUUUGUGAUAUUCGUUAAUUUAUAGAUAAGAUUUCUACUUCAAAUAGAUGUGUUUGUCUUGUUUUAUUAGUUUUCUACUUCAUCACAAAAUUUUAUGUCCUCUUGAUUCCCUAUGCAAGCUAAAUGUGAAUUUUUAAAAAAAUUAAUAAAAACUAAUUAAAAAUUAA